AUGGUCAAAGGCGGAUAUGGCGGUGGUGGCUAUGCAGCUAAUUUCAAAGGUGUAGACGAUACUGAUGGUGCGGGAAGUGGCGGAAGUCAAACCGCUGUCAAAUUUUUGUCAAAUGACCUUUGGCAUCGUGUGAUAGUGGCUGGUGCUGGAGGUGGUUCGGAAAACGAAUUUGCAUAUGGAAAUUCAGAUGACGGCUCAGGAGGAUCAGGUGGUGAUUUUACAGCACAAGGAUAUUGGGAAAAUGGCGUUUAUAAUUCAUCCAGAUUAGCUAAUUCUACAUUUGGAUUUACAUUUGGAUCUGGAGAAUCAGCCCAAGAAAACGGAUCAAAAAAUCCAAAUGGAGUUCAAAGCGGAAGUGGAUUUUCUGAUAGACCCGGAGCUGGAAGUGGUUGGUUUGGUGGAUUUGCAGGCCAUUCAGGAAAUGCAGGUUCAGGAGGAGGAAGUUCGUGGGCAGUCUCAAAGAAUGCAAUCAUCCCUCAAGGAAACAUUACAGCAACAGAUAGUUUUUACAACAUAAAUGAUAGUCACCCAUAUUCAUUCAGUCUUGAUGAUGGAUAUCUUUUCAGUGAUGUCAAGACAUAUCCUGGCAUCUGGGAAGGCAACGGUCUUCUUGUUAUCACAAUUCUUGACAGCAUCAUAUAUCCUUCUUGUGUUUCUAUCAAUUGCUCACACUUUUCAUAUUUCCUUUUAUUUAUUUUAUUUUUCGAAACUCACUCAUAA
This is a messenger RNA of Trichomonas vaginalis G3, 720 nucleotides long. Its product is annotated as glycine-rich protein family. The record is from RefSeq and is a predicted model, not a curated record. NCBI's taxonomy places the organism in Eukaryota, Parabasalia, Trichomonadida, Trichomonadidae. The transcript has a single exon. The coding region runs from base 1 to 720 and encodes 239 amino acids.